CCAUUUUGGAAAUCAUAUUAUUAAUAAACAGUGGGAAUAAAGCGAAGGGAGUCGAUGUACAGACGAAUCCGCGUUCUUAUGAUUGCACUUUGAUUCGAGAGUAUUAAUUAUGACGCCAGUCAUGGUCACGUGAUGUAAUUGCUAUGUCGGGAAAUACAACAAUCCCACCUAGAACAGUUCCUGACACCAGAAAAGUAGUGCCGUUUGAUCCAGAAGUUCACAAAUCCAUGAAAUUCGACAGCACAGAUGUCAAGUCGGUAGAAGGGGAGCAGGAGACGAAACAGCCUGAUGUGUAUGUGGACUUAGCAAAGAGAAAGCUGCUCACGCUUAUGUUAGGAUUAGUUCUUGGUGGUGUAAUUAUAGCUGUUGUACUGGGUAUUGUACUUGGAACACGGGGCGAAGACGACGAACAUGGAUACAGGAAUUCGACGACAGAACUAACAUCUGAGGAACAUUAAAGUAUUAAUACGGCAUAAACUUUGCAGAAUGCCCUAAUUAAUUUCAUGAUUUGGUUAAUCAAAGCAAUAUUGACUGGGAUGGUGUGAGCAUGAAAUCCUCGAAGAUCAGAUCCAAUAGAACCCGGAAUUAUGUAGCAGAUAAUGACAAGUUGAGAUCAUUCUCCUGGUUACAAACUUCAAGAAAUGCGAUUGACUACGCCUGCUUUCAAACAUCCACGAACUUAGAGGGGAGUCCCGGCAAACAACAUGCUUCCUGAUGAAAGAGCUCCACAAAUGUCGACCGUCACUAAAAAUGUUU
This is a messenger RNA of Saccoglossus kowalevskii, 756 nucleotides long. RefSeq lists its product as uncharacterized. The record is from RefSeq and is a predicted model, not a curated record. Lineage: Eukaryota; Metazoa; Hemichordata; Enteropneusta; Harrimaniidae.